AAACAAACAAAACGAAAAAUAAAAACACAAAACAAAAACAACAGCGCAUUGAAAUUAUGUGUUUUCAAAAGUAUAUGUGUUGCAUUUUUGGUGCGAAGAAGACGAGGGAAAAUUCAAAAGCAGCGUCUUCUACUCUAAAUCCGAAUUAAUUGAAAAUUUCAAAACCCCCGCUCAGUCUCAUUCUCGCCAAUCACCAUGAUUCAUCACCGUCGCCCUUAAAUAAUCAUAUGUAAUUUCCAUUAAAUCCUACACAGCUAAUUUCCCCAACCAUCGUCACUGCUUCUUCUUCACCGCCAUGGCGCACGAUAGACACCUUCCCUGCGACGGCGACGGCAUUUGCAUGGUCUGCAAGGAGAAGCCGCCGGCCGAUGACAACCUCGCCUGCAAGACUUGCGCCUCGUCCUGGCACGUGCAAUGCCUCUCUUUCCUCCGCCCUCAAACCCUAGCCGACGCUCUCCGGUGGGAGUGCCCCGACUGCGCCCUCCCCGCCGAUCCAAAUCCGCCGCCGAUCCUUGGCGGAGCCGAGUCCUCCGGGGGGGACCUCAUCUUAGCGAUUCGCGCGAUCGAGUCGGACCGGUCACUCUCCGAGCAGGAGAAGGCGAGGAGGCGACAACAGCUCGUGAGCGGCGGAGCGGUACCCUCGGAGGCUGAGAAGGAUAGGGAGAAGAAAACGACUGACGAUGACGAGAUACUCGAGAUCUUCGAUGAGAGUUUGAACUGCUCGUUUUGCAUGCAGAUGCCGGAAAGGCCUGUUACAACUCCAUGUGGCCACAAUUUUUGCUUGAAAUGCUUCCAAAAGUGGAUUGGGCAGGGGAAGCGCACAUGUGCUAAUUGUCGCAAUGAAAUUCCAACAAAGAUGGCAAACCAACCUCGAAUCAACUCUGCCCUUGUUAUUGCCAUUCGAAUGGCGAAACUGGCAAAAUCUAGCACCGUGCGUGGUCCACCAAAGGUCUACCAUUAUGUGCACAAUCAGAGCCGGCCAGACAAAGCAUACACAACGGAGCGGGCAAAGAAACCUGGGAAGGCUAAUGCCUGUAGUGGAAAGAUCUUUGUCACUGUUCCACCUGAUCAUUUUGGUCCGAUUCUGGCAGAGAAUGAUCCAUUAAGGAAUCAAGGUGUGCUGGUGGGUGAGUCUUGGGAGGAUCGUCUCGACUGUAGACAAUGGGGAGCUCAUCUACCUCCGGUUGGAGGUAUUGCUGGGCAGUCAAAAUAUGGUGCCCAGUCAGUGGCACUCUCUGGAGGCUACGAAGAUGAUGAGGAUCAUGGCGAGUGGUUCCUCUACACAGGAAGUGGUGGAAGAGACCUUAGUGGAAAUAAGCGUACAAACAAGGAGCAGUCCUCGGAUCAAGAGUUUGAGAAAUAUAAUGAGGCACUGCGAGUAAGUUGCAGGGAAGGCUAUCCAGUUCGAGUUGUGAGGUCACACAAGGAAAAGCGUUCUUCUUAUGCUCCAGAAACAGGGGUUCGCUAUGAUGGUAUAUACAGGAUUGAGAAAUGUUGGCGCAAAGCAGGGACUCAGGGUUUUAAGAUGUGCAGAUAUCUUUUCGUUCGAUGUGACAAUGAGCCUGCUCCAUGGACAAGUGAUGAACAUGGGGACCAUCCAAGACCUUUGCCAAUUAUUAAUGAGUUAAGAAGCGCUACUGAUAUAACUGAAAGGAAAGCAACUCCAUCUUGGGAUUAUCAUGAGGAGAAGGAUUGCUGGAUGUGGAAGAAAACCCCACCACAUAGCAGGAAACAAGUGGAUGGUGGAAAUUCAAGAAAAAGAAAUAGAACAAAAUCUGAACAUGUGUCUAUGCGAGAUAAGCUUCUGAAAGAGUUCAGCUGUCUUAUCUGUAGAAAAGUGAUGACGCUCCCUCUUACUACCCCCUGUGCUCAUAACUUCUGCAAGGGAUGUCUGGAGGGUGUCUUUGCUGGUCAAUCUUUCAUGAGACAAAGAACAUGUGAAGGCAGGCGAACACUACGAGCACAAAAAAAUAUUAUGAAAUGCCCAUCUUGUUCCAAUGACAUAUCUGACUUUCUCAAAAAUCCACAGGUUAAUAGAGAGUUGAUGGGUGUAAUAGAAUCACUCCAGCGUAGGGCUGAAGAGGCAGAUGAAAUUGCCGAGUUGUCAAGUGAAGGGACUAACAGCAUAGAGCAGAGCCCAGAUGAAAUUGCUGGAGAAGGAGAAAUCUGCAAUACUAAUUCCAGGCAUUCGGAGGAAACCAAAGGGGUUAUCCCAAGUCCUCUUAAGCGGAAGAAAGCAAAUGGUGAGUAUCUUGGUGGGAUCAAAGAUGAGACAAAUGCUGAAAUGGAAGUCACUGCCUGUUAAACCUCAAGAAUCUGAAAAUUACAAAACAGAAGCAGCUUCAAUGGGAUCAAACUUCUGCUAACUUGUAAACAAGCCAAGGCUGAUGGUGGUCCAAUUGCUUGAGAAUGCUAAGCCCAGCAGAACUGUUUAGGAUAACUUCAUGUUUAGUACUUCAUUUGUUAUUUUGUUCUAGUAUUUGUCUUUGAAGCAGAGAGCCAAGGAGCGUUUGGUUGGCAGUGUGAAAAAUAUCUUUUUGAUAUAAUGACAUCCUUGGGAAUGGCUUCUUAUUUGAUUUGUGAUGCGUUGAUGAUGGAGCAACCUUGAGUAAAUUAAUAAAAUAGAAAGAACCGUCUUCUAACUUCAUUGAAAAA
This is a messenger RNA of Malania oleifera, 2655 nucleotides long. Its product is annotated as E3 ubiquitin-protein ligase ORTHRUS 2-like. NCBI's taxonomy places the organism in Eukaryota, Viridiplantae, Streptophyta, Magnoliopsida, Santalales, Ximeniaceae. Gene Ontology annotation, molecular function: metal ion binding; ubiquitin protein ligase activity. Bases 296 to 2305 code for a protein of 669 amino acids. The record is from RefSeq and is a predicted model, not a curated record. The transcript has 9 exons. Gene Ontology annotation, biological process: protein ubiquitination; negative regulation of gene expression via chromosomal CpG island methylation.